GAUGCGGCACCCGCUGUUCCUGGCGCCCAGAUGAAGCUGGCCUCCAUGGCAGCCGCCGCGGUGACGGUGGUGGAGCCGGACCUGAAAUGGGUCUCCCUCUGGCUCCGGGCCCGUUGGGCGGCAGUGCUGGCGGCGGUGCUGGCGGCUCUCCUGGUGGUGCUGCUUCCGGUGCUGCUGGUGGAAGGGCAGUGCCAGGCGGUCCUGAAGGGCUGGGCCUUCCUGAGGAGCAAGCUGGGCCUGGGCUACAUGGGCAUCGCCACCUACACAGGGCAGACCACCGAGCUCAGUGUGACCUCCGGCGGGUUGGAGCUGAUGGUGCUGAAGCCCAAGGCCUCCCCAGAAGUCCGGUUAGAAGCCAAGGCAGCCUUGCAUCAGGCGUUGGAGAUGAAGAGGCAAGGGAAGCGCGAGAAAGCUCAGAAGCUCUUCAUGCACGCCCUCAAAAUGGACCCCGAGUACGUGGAUGCCUUGACCGAGUUUGGCCUCUUCUCCGAGGAGGAGAAGGACAUCAUACAGGCCGACUAUCUCUACUCCAAAGCCUUGACCAUCUCCCCACACAACAAAAAGGCUCUGGUCAGCCGGGACCGGACGUUGCCCCUUGUGGAAGAAAUCGACCAGAGGUUCUUCAGCAUCAUCGACAGCAAAGUCCGGAAGGUCCUCUCCAUCCCCAAAGGGAACUCCGCCCUGCGGAGGGUGAUGGAGGAGUCCUACUACCACCACAUCUACCACACGGUGGCUAUCGAGGGCAACACCCUGACGCUCGCCGAGAUCCGGCACAUCAUUGAGACCCGAUACGCUGUUCCCGGGAAGAGCCUGGAGGAGCAGAACGAGGUCAUCGGCAUGCACGCCGCCAUGAAGUACGUCAACACCACCCUUCUCUCCCGGAUCGGCUCCGUCACCCUGCCGGACAUCCUGGAGAUUCAUCGGCGAGUCCUGGGCUACGUGGACCCCAUCGAAGCGGGCCGACUGAGGACUACCCAGGUGUUUGUCGGCCACCACGUCCCGCCCCACCCUCGCGACAUGGAGAAGCAGAUGCUGGAGUUCGUGCAGUGGAUCAACUCCGAGGACGCCAUGGGAUUGCACCCCGUCGAGUUCGCCGCUCUGGCUCACUACAAGCUGGUGUACAUCCACCCAUUUGUGGACGGCAACGGGAGGACAUCCCGGCUCCUGAUGAACCUGAUCCUCAUGCAGGCCGGCUACCCACCCAUCACCAUCCGGAAGGAGCAGCGGGCCGAGUACUACCACGCCUUGGAGGUGGCCAACGAAGGGGACAUCCGGCCCUUCAUCCGCCUGAUUGCCAAAUGCACGGAGACCACCCUCGACAUGCUCCUCUUCGCCACCACGGAGCAUUCCGUGGGCCUCCCCGAAGCGCAGGAUGGGGGCGGUGGCGGCAGCUGCAGCGCCAGCUGCAAGCAGACCAUCUCGCUCAAAACCCGGACCUGAACCCGAACCCAAAGGACGCCCCCUAUGGGAGGAGAGCUGGAAAAGCACUUUCUGUAAAACAUUUCAUUUAUUUAUGUCUUUUUAAGUUAAAUCGUUUAAUGCAGCGGCCUCUCCGUAUUUAUUACCCCCUCCAACAGGCCCCGAGUAACUUGUCUUAAUUUCAUUGCAAAAGGGGACAGGUCAGAUCUUAACACCACAAAGCUGCUUCUCUGGCUGGUUUAAGCACCAAGCAGGACAGCUUCAGCUGGAAAAAUCCAACCCACGGCCAGCUUUCCAGCUAAAGAUGGUCAGAUAUGGAAAAUGCGGCUGUUAACUUUGCCCAGCCAAGCCCGGUUGAGGAGUUCACUCGUGUCCUUGGUGAAAUGAUGCAGUUUUGGUAUUGUUCAGUUUGCUAAUGCUUGGAAAGGGUCCAGCCUCCCUCCCACCUUUCACACAAGCUUGUGUGAAAGCUGCAACUUCACCUGCCCCCCCCCCACCUGUUUGUGUUUGUGGCAGUUUCACAUCUCAAACUAAACCAGCUUCCUCUGCCUGCCAGUGCCUUGACUUUCAUCUGAAUUGUGCCUUAGCUCUUCUCCAGCCCCCCCCCCUUUCCAGCAGAACCACUCCAGGGCAUCUCCGUCCAGGCCAGAACCUAAAAGAGAAGGCCUGUGGACUUCGUGGGCUUUGGGCUGCUCCUUAGAAGCAGACCGAAGCACAACUGUAAGGAACGGACUACGCAAUGCCACAGCAGAGCCUGCUCUUUGAAAGCUGGGGGGGUCUUACCCUCCUAUCAACCAUCUUUGCUGGUUGGUUCUGGUGUGGUAUUGUGGAAAAAGCCUCCAAGGGCUUCUUAAACUCCUCUGAUAGCACUUUACUUUUAAUUCCACUUGGAACGUACAAAAUUUGUUGCCUGAGAUUUCAAAAGGAGAAAAGGUUGAGAUGGGUGUGUGUGUGUGUGCUUUUUCUUAAGCUGAAAACACGACAUCCCCACGCACCACCGAUGCGCCUGGAUGCGCCCCUGCCCCUCUUCUGCUCACAGUCUUGACUCAAACCUCUUGCCAUCUUGGUUGCCCCUGGGAAGAGCCCGCAUGCCUUGGGGCAGGCAUGACCCGAUCUUAAAAGUCGGUCCAGACUUCUGCCCUUCUUAAAAGUCGACUUCGGAGGCAAGCCGGGCGGGUGCACCCAUAAGGCAGCGUGUGAAAUAGGAGCAGCGCCUCACAAAAAUGCUUUUUGUACAAACCGUUUUGCGAAGCCUGUGCAUAUUUGGUUGGUUGCAAU
This is a messenger RNA of Thamnophis sirtalis, 2697 nucleotides long. Lineage: Eukaryota; Metazoa; Chordata; Lepidosauria; Squamata; Natricidae. The record is from RefSeq and is a predicted model, not a curated record.